This is a messenger RNA of Gossypium raimondii (Peruvian cotton), 2261 nucleotides long. Its product is annotated as vacuolar protein 8. The coding region runs from base 363 to 2117 and encodes 584 amino acids. The record is from RefSeq and is a predicted model, not a curated record. The transcript has a single exon. Lineage: Eukaryota; Viridiplantae; Streptophyta; Magnoliopsida; Malvales; Malvaceae. Gene Ontology annotation, molecular function: protein binding.
UCUCAAUAUCUACAGAAGAUUUUACUAGAUUUUCCCUUUUAUUAUGUCCAGAUAUAAGAACUCAUAGCUACUCAAUGCAAAUGUAAAAUCCAUUGAUGUACAAACAUCAGAAAAGAUAAAAAGCUUUUCAAUUCCUUGUUUCCUUCAUCUCCUUCAUCACACUUUUUUUUUUGCCUUUAAAUCAUCUUCAUCUCCAUCCUAUUGACUUUGUCACUUUAAACCCCCCAUUUCAGUUUCAUCUGCAAAAACAAAAAGAUAAAACUCCAUAGAUACGCAGGUUGUAUUCCUUCCUUUGAUACCUUUCUUAAAAGCCUAAAAUGGGGUUGGUUUAAUGUUAGUGAUACAAUCUAAAACAAACAAAAAUGGGAGAAAAAGAGAAACCAAAGCAGCAACAGCAACAACAAAGCUCAGCUGAAUCUUUCGAAGCAAUGAAAUCCAGUCUCAGUCAAGUUAUUGAGGGUAUAUCUUCCUUGAUUUCUCUUUCUCAUUGCAUCAGAGUUUUCACUGUUAAAUGGCAACUUAUUCGAAAGAAGCUAGAAGAGUUAAGUUCUGGGUUAAUGGCGAUUGAAAACUGUGGUUCAAGUUCUGCUCAAAACAUAGAGGUCUUUUCUGGGUUGGUUCCUUCCAUUUUAGUCACCGUAAACGAAUGUCACCGUCUCGCAAGAGCAUGUGUGGAUCUUUCUUAUAGUGGGAAACUCUUGAUGCAAAGCUACCUCGAUGUAAUACUUGCUAAAUUCGACAACCAUGUGAAGGAUCUUUCUGGGUUUUACACUACUGGGAUUUUAAGCCAUGGUUUCGCCAUUGUAGUUUCAAGGCCCGGUGUUACUGCUUCCAAAGAUGACAUGAGGUUUUACAUAAGGGAUUUAUUAACAAGAAUGAAGAUUGGGGAUACAGAGAUGAAAAAACAAGCAUUGGGUAAUUUAUAUCAAGUUUUGGCUGAAGAUGAGAGGUAUGUUAAACUUAUAAUAGAAACUGGUGAUAUUGUGAAUGUUUUAGUACAGUUUCUUGAUUCCCCAGAGGUAGAGAUUCAACGAGAAGCUUCAAAGAUUGUGAAUUUGAUCUCUGGGUUUGAUUUAUAUAAAGGUUUUUUGGUUAAAGCUGGGAUUAUUGGUCCUUUAGUUCGGAUUUUGGAGACUGGGAAUGAUUUGUGUAAAGAAGGAGCUGUUAAAUGUGUGCAAAAAUUGACUGUUAAUGCUGAUAAUGCAUGGUCUGUUUCAGCUCAUGGUGGAGUGACUGCUCUGUUGAAAAUAUGUUCUAAUGGUGAUUUUGGUGGUGAAUUGAUCGGUCCUGCUUGUGGGGUGUUGAGGAAUCUUGUUGGUGUUGAAGAAAUUAAGAGAUUCAUGGUUGAAGAAGGAGCUAUAUCAACAUUCAUCAAGCUUGUAACAUCAAGGGAAGACCUUGUGCAGAUCAAUUCAAUGGAGUUCCUUCAAAAUAUAGCUUCUGGGGAUGAAUCCCUUACUCGAAUCGUUGUUAAAGAAGGUGGGAUUCGUGCGUUGAUACACGUUUUGGAUCCAAAAUCGACCGUCUCUUCAAAAACAAGAGAAACAGCAUUAAGGACGAUCGAGGAUCUCUGCUUUUCAUCGCAAAACUGCAUCAACAUGUUGAUGAAAGACGGGUUCAUCGAUAGACUGUUGUUCUUCCUUCGCAAUGGCGAGGUUUCGGUUCAAGAAUCAACUCUAAAAGUGACAUCCAGGCUUUGUUGUGCAUCAGAAGAGGCUAAGAAAGCAAUGGGGGAUGCCGGUUUCAUCCCCGAGCUCGUGAAACUGCUCGAUGCAAAGUCAUACGAAGUGCGUUCCAUAGCAACCACAACACUUCAUAGCUUGGUCUCAAUUCCAAAAAACCGAAAACAGUUCAUCCAAGACGACCGAAACAUAGGCUGCCUCCUCCAAUCACUUGACCGAGACGAAGCCAUUUCAGGUAACAACAAAAAGCUCUUGCUCUCUAUACUAAUAUCAUUAACAAGCUGCAAUAAUGGUAGAAGAAAAAUUGCCAGCUCUGGUUAUCUAAAGAACAUAGAAAAACUUGCUGAAGCUGAAGUUUAUGAUGCCAAAAGACUUGUUAGGAAGCUGUCUAGCAAUCGAUUUCGUAGUAUGCUGAGUGGAUUAUGGCAUUAUUGAAUGUAGUUUCUAUUUACUGUAUAUCUAUAUAAGUGUUUUUGGCCUAAUCUUUGAUUCACUUGAAAUGUUCAUUGUGUCCAACAGCUUUUUUUGUGUGUUUAAUUUGUAAUAAGUAGGAAUCUUAAUAAAAAAGCUGUUCUUACA